UAUAGUAGACAAUUAUUAUAAUAAUUUAUAGUUAGUACUGUAAUGAUAUCUACAUCAUUGCGCCUACACAUCUUAUUAUCUUAAUGAUUCAAUAUCAUCAUAAUAAUAUAAAAUAUGUCAUUACCAGAAAACCACAAUAAAUAUCUGUAUUCUGUACCCAUGUACCCAUUAUAUUACCCAAAAUUGUACACAACAACAACAGUCAUACUCAUUAUAAAAUCAAAUUACAAAACAAUAUCUAAUAAACACUAUCAAAACAUAGUAAAUAUCUAUACCCAUGUACCCUGAUAUUAAUCAAAAUGUACAAAAAACUAUUAAUAAGUAAUAACCAUAUAUAUAUAUUUAUACAUGUACAAAUGUCACUAAUCUUACAAAAACAUAUUUUGAUUAUACCCAUGUACCUAUGCAAAAUAAACAACAACUAUUUAAUAUGGAACAACAAAGUAUCAAAAGGUCAAUACUAUAGUAUAAGUAGAACCCCCAUUUCGAUAUUCAGAUCAGUCUGUUCACAUUAUCCAAUACUGUCUCAUACAGUUUCAUACGCACUGUUUUAUUUCGCUACCAUGAAGACUAGAAUAAGGAUACCAAACUCGUACAGCCGUCUGCAUUAAAAGACGUACGACACGUACCGAAAUGAGUCGAACGUUUAAAUGGCAACAAGCCACAAUCCGUUCACUAGGGUUGCUACUUUAACCCGUCUAGUAUAGGAAUUAUUAAUGUUUUUGCGUUUUUUGGAAAUUAUAUGCAUUAUUUUGAAUCAUGACCCUUUUUAGAUUUUAUAGCUUGUACGAUUACGCAUUUAUACAUGUUCAUAUGUGUAUAGGUAUUUCAUAAAUAUUUUUUUAUUAUUGUGUAAAUAAUUAAAUUAUAAAAUAGUGAGCCCGAUACUAUUUGAUACCUAGUACCUACAUCAUACACAAAUGUCUUUUUUCGAACGAUCGUUUUAUAGUUUAUACCGAUAUAUGUAUAAUGUAUCGUUGCACUAAAAUUUGUUUUUUCAAGAAUGUCGAAUGUUUAUGAAAUAUACACAUAUACACAUCCGCACAUGUAUAAAUGCGUAAUCGUACAAGCUAUAAUAUCAAUAAAUGGUCGUGGUUCAAAAAAAUUCAUAUAUUUUCCAAAAAACGUGAACCCCUUAUGUACGCAGCGUAACCUGUGGCUGUGUGGCCGUUUAAUCGUGCGACUCAUUUCGGAUCUGGGGACAUUUUUGUCAUGCGGUUAAUGCGUUAUCACUUAUGACUUAUUAGAAGCCAUUGAACUAUAUUAUGAUAUAUAUAAUAUGUUAUCAUUGUUAUCAUAUAGUUCAAUGUCAGAAGCGGACUACGGAGUUCGGACUUCAGGUUUAAUCGUUUAAUGAUUUGUUCAAAUAGUUUAAAAGGUCUAAAAUGUUUAGCAAAAUGUCAGCUAUCAAAUGUGAGCCACAAAAUAUAUACAUUAAACAAGAAGAUAAUAUUGAUGAAUCAACUGAAUAUAAUGAUAGCAAUGAUGGUGAAUUCACUUUUCAAUGUUACAGGUCGGUGCAAGAUUCUAAAUAUACUACAGAAAAUGUUGAAGCACAAAUAAAAACUGAAGUGGAUAUAAUUGACGACCUUAUAUAUGAAAGUUUUUUUAAGAAAGAGAAUUACAAUUAUGAUCCAUCAAUCAGUAUGUGCUAUACGCCUACAACAUAUUACAUAAAAAGCAAGUCUACAAAUUGCAAUCUGAAUACUAAAGCCUCAACCAUAAAUUUAACACCUAAACACAAGACGGCAUUAUAUAAAAAAAAACAAUACUUUUCUCAAAUUGAAAUCAAAUCCGAAAAACCAUAUAAAUGUGGUAUUUGUAAUAAAUCAUUUUCACUGAAAGGAACCUUAAAAACUCACAUUUGGAUUCAUAAAAAAAAUAAACCUUACAAAUGUUUUAUUUGCAACAAAUCUUUUUCUCAGGCAUCAACUUUAAUUACUCACAAAGUAAUUCAUAAUGCUGAGAAACCAUUUAAUUGUGAUAUUUGCAGAAAGUCGUUCGCACAGAAAGUAAAUAUGAAAACUCACAUGAUGCUUCAUAUGGGUGAAAAAUCUAAUAAUAAAACUUGUUAUAAAACAAUUUCACUAAAAGAAUUUUAUACGAAAACUAUUACUGAUGAAAAUCCUUACAAAUCUGUCAUCUGUAAUAAAUUAUUGUCUCAAGGAACAACUUCAAGUAUUAAACAACAAUUUAAAUGCCAUAUUUGUAGUAAAUUAUUUUCAUAUAAAGGAACCUUGAAAACUCACUUAAUAAUUCAUACUAAAGAAAAACCAUAUAAAUGCCAUAUUUGUAGUAAAUCAUAUUCUUAUAAAGGAACCUUGAAAACUCACUUAAUAAUUCAUACUAAAGAAAAACCAUAUAAAUGCCAUAUUUGUAGUAAAUCAUAUUCACAGAAAGGAUACAUGAAAAUUCACACAAGAAUUCAUACGAGAGAAAACCCAUAAUAUAAAUGAAAUAUUUGAAGAAAAAAAACAUUUUCUCAGACCUCAACUUUAAAUAUAAACCACAUUAUUCAUAAGGUCCAUUAAAUAGUUAACUGUGCUCUCUGUAAACUAUUUUGCUCAAAAAGUACUUAUAAUUAAGUCACUUAAAAAUGCAUAAAAUAUACUAGCUGCCCUGCCCAAUGUUGUCUAUCACUAGAUUUGUAUUUUUAAUAAAUAUUUUAUACAAAGUUA
Messenger RNA from Metopolophium dirhodum (rose-grain aphid), 2678 nucleotides. RefSeq names its product zinc finger protein 254-like. Gene Ontology annotation, cellular component: nucleus. Lineage: Eukaryota; Metazoa; Arthropoda; Insecta; Hemiptera; Aphididae. The coding region runs from base 1386 to 2447 and encodes 353 amino acids. Gene Ontology annotation, biological process: regulation of transcription by RNA polymerase II. The transcript is spliced from 3 exons. Gene Ontology annotation, molecular function: RNA polymerase II transcription regulatory region sequence-specific DNA binding; DNA-binding transcription factor activity, RNA polymerase II-specific. The record is from RefSeq and is a predicted model, not a curated record.